Molecule: messenger RNA, 231 nt
Organism: Cylicocyclus nassatus
Lineage: Eukaryota; Metazoa; Nematoda; Chromadorea; Rhabditida; Strongylidae
Source: the annotation of a GenBank genome assembly
AUGAACUUGCUAGUAGCUGCACUCCCAUUCCUCGUGCUAUGUGUCAACGCUCAAGACGUUUUUAACUGCAAUCGUACAGGGACGUGUCCUGCUGGCCUUCGAUGCUCUGAAGGAAGAUGCAUAUCUCGCCGGGACUGCCCAGCAAGAGGAAUUCCUCAGGUUCCACUUGGAUGCAAAUUAGAAACAAAGAUUGAUUUGAAGGGAUGUCCGAAAACAAAAAUAGUUUGCUAA